UCGACCUCGGAUCAACAGUCAACGCGUGACUAUCCGCAGUUGAGCGGCGACUACCACAACGUGCAGCUGCAGGUGGCCGCCGUCGCUGCCAGCUCCAAGAUGUACCAUAGCAGCAGCGCCGCUGCGGCUGCCGCCUACACUGAUUUGGCUGCAGCUGGAGGAGCCGCCGGCGUCUCUGGCUACCAUCACCAACAGGCUGUGAACGCGCCCGUAUAUGUGCCCUCCAAUCGCCAAUACAAUCACGUAGCGGCUCACUUUGGUAGCGCUGCAGCGGCCCAGAACGCCUGGACCACGGAUAGCUUUGGAUCGGCGCAUGCGCAGCUGCCGGCGCAAUUCUACACGCAAAACGCCGCCGUUAUGAUGGCGCCCUGGCGAAGUGCCUACGAUCCAACUGGCUUUCAGCGCUCCUCCCCUUACGAGAGCGCCAUGGACUUUCAGUUUGGCGAGGGGCGCGAGUGCGUCAACUGCGGUGCCAUCUCCACUCCCCUUUGGAGACGUGAUGGCACCGGCCACUAUCUCUGCAACGCUUGCGGUCUGUAUCACAAGAUGAACGGCAUGAACCGGCCUUUGAUAAAGCCCAGCAAGCGACUGACCGCMACACGUCGCCUCGGCCUUUGCUGCACCAACUGUGGCACUCGCACCACCACACUCUGGAGGCGCAACAACGACGGGGAGCCAGUGUGCAAUGCCUGUGGGCUCUAYUUCAAACUGCACGGCGUCAAUCGGCCGCUGGCGAUGCGCAAGGACGGCAUUCAGACCCGCAAGCGGAAGCCGAAGAAAACUGGCAGUGGCUCCACAGCGGGUACUAGCUCGGGAUCGGGCUCAACGACAGAGGCCAUCAAGGAGUGCAAAGAGGAGCAUGAUCUCAAGCCCACGCUUAGCCUGGAACGCCACGGCCUCAACAAGCUGCAUACGGAUUUGAAGAGCAGCAGCCUCAUGGGCCAGCAUCAUAGCCAGCAGCCGCAGCAGCAGACGGUCCCGUCGCAUCAGCAAUGCUUUCCACACUAUGCCCAGCAGCAACAGCAACAGCAGCAGCAGCAGCAACAGCAACAACAGCAGCAACAGCAACAACAACACCAGCAUCAGCAGCUCAGCCACCAAUCACAGUUAAGUGCCAGGCAGUUGCAUGCAGCCAGCUCGCAGCUGUAUACGCCCGGCAGCAGCUCCGCGGCCUCUGCGUAUACGACGCACAGCAGCAAUGCGCCGGACACGCCCACACUGAGCAACGGCACGCCCUCGCCGCACUACCAACACCACCAUUUGGCGAGCAGCUCGCACGGCCACCACGCCACGGCAGCGCAUCAUCAUCUGCACGCGGCAGCAGCUGCUGCGGCAUAUGGAGUGAAGACAGAGGCAAGUGCCACUAAUUAUGACUAUGUGAACAAUUGUUACUUUGGAGCCUCGUUUGGUGCCUUGGGCGGUGCUGCCUCGUCGGCAAUGGCUGGUGGGGCGAGCGGCGAUCUGGCCGGCUAUCAUCAUCAGCACAAUGUCAUCCAGGCCGCCAAGCUGAUGGCCACAUCCUGAACGGAAGCGAUCUCUGUGAUCUCGUACCCACACAGCGCACAUAUUGAAAAGACUUUGAAUUAGUUUUAAAAAAGUUGCAAUUAGUUCUCUUAUGUAAUGCUUGUAAAUAACUGCACGAAAGUUUUGUACAAAUAUUUGUUUAUAGCUUCGUUCCGUUGCAUUUAAGUACCCAAAUAGCCUAAGGUUUAGCUACUACUAUGUAUUAAUUGUAAAGUGUUUACAUUAUAUCUCUUUCUCUUUCUCUAAUUAGCAUAAAUUAUCCAUAUAGAAUAAAAAGCACAUCCAAUCAUAGAUCAUUUAGCCAUACGACUAGUAUAUUACCCAUAAGUCCAUGCAUAUUACCAUUUAAAUAAAAAUUAACUUAAACAUA
Messenger RNA from Drosophila arizonae, 1894 nucleotides. It is a transcript of the gene pnr, whose product is annotated as pannier. Lineage: Eukaryota; Metazoa; Arthropoda; Insecta; Diptera; Drosophilidae. Gene Ontology annotation, molecular function: zinc ion binding; RNA polymerase II cis-regulatory region sequence-specific DNA binding; DNA-binding transcription factor activity, RNA polymerase II-specific. Gene Ontology annotation, cellular component: nucleus. The record is from RefSeq and is a predicted model, not a curated record. Gene Ontology annotation, biological process: cell fate commitment; positive regulation of transcription by RNA polymerase II; negative regulation of transcription by RNA polymerase II.